UGUCCUUCCGCCGCACCGCGCGUAUCGCUGCGCGCGGCCGGUGCUGCGGCCCGCGGCGUCACUUCCCGCGGAAGCGGAAGCGGAAGGCGGGCGGGACGCGGCCCGGCCGGGGCGAUGUCGGCCAGCGCCGUCUAUGUGCUGGACCUCAAGGGGAAGGUUCUGAUCUGUCGGAAUUACCGCGGCGAUGUGGACAUGUCCGAGGUGGAGCACUUCAUGCCAAUCCUCAUGGAGAAGGAAGAAGAGGGGACACUUUCUCCUAUCCUGGCACACGGAGGAGUUCGUUUCAUGUGGAUUAAACACAACAACCUGUACCUUGUUGCAACUUCUAAGAAAAAUGCUUGUGUAUCACUGGUGUUUUCAUUUUUAUAUAAAGUAGUUCAGGUUUUUUCUGAAUAUUUCAAGGAGUUGGAAGAGGAGAGCAUUAGGGAUAAUUUUGUUAUUAUUUAUGAGUUGUUAGACGAGCUUAUGGAUUUUGGUUAUCCACAGACCACUGAUAGUAAAAUUUUACAAGAGUACAUCACUCAGGAAGGCCACAAACUUGAAACUGGAGCCCCACGCCCUCCUGCCACUGUUACAAAUGCUGUCUCAUGGAGAUCAGAAGGGAUAAAAUACAGGAAAAACGAGGUGUUCCUGGAUGUCAUAGAGUCAGUUAACCUUUUGGUCAGUGCCAACGGGAACGUGUUACGGAGUGAGAUAGUUGGAUCCAUUAAAAUGAGAGUUUUCCUCUCGGGAAUGCCAGAGCUGCGCCUUGGGCUGAAUGACAAAGUUCUCUUUGAUAACACAGGCCGUGGGAAGAGCAAAUCAGUAGAACUGGAAGAUGUGAAGUUCCACCAGUGCGUUCGUCUCUCUCGCUUUGAGAACGACAGGACAAUCUCCUUCAUUCCACCUGAUGGAGAGUUUGAGCUCAUGUCAUAUCGUCUCAAUACCCACGUCAAGCCCCUGAUCUGGAUUGAGUCUGUGAUUGAGAAACAUUCCCACAGCCGCAUCGAGUACAUGAUCAAGGCAAAGAGUCAAUUUAAGCGUAGAUCAACUGCCAACAAUGUGGAGAUUCACAUCCCAGUUCCAAAUGAUGCAGACUCGCCAAAAUUUAAAACCACUGUUGGAAGUGUCAAAUGGGUUCCAGAGAACAGUGAAAUUGUCUGGUCCAUUAAAUCUUUUCCAGGUGGAAAAGAAUACCUGAUGAGAGCUCACUUUGGACUUCCAAGUGUUGAAGCUGAAGACAAGGAAGGAAAACCUCCCAUCAGUGUAAAGUUUGAGAUUCCCUAUUUCACCACUUCAGGAAUCCAGGUUCGUUACUUAAAGAUAAUUGAGAAGAGUGGCUACCAGGCCUUGCCCUGGGUCAGGUACAUCACCCAGAAUGGAGACUACCAGCUCCGAACACAGUAAAACACCUCACAGGCACCACAGACCCCAAACCUUCAAGCCUACAAUUCAUUUGCAGAAGCUGCUGUGGUCCUGAGAGCUGUGAAUGUUGUUGCCAAGGGUCUCGUUUCUGCAAUCUUGAAUUGACAGAAGAAAGAUUGGAAAUUUACUGAUUUCAAUAAUGUGUUUGAGCUUUUGAACCAUUAGUAUUGAUUGUGUGAAUAUUUAUUUCAUUCUUAGAACAUGCUGAUCUUGCUGCUAAAUGCUAAUUACAUUAGGAGUAGCAGUUACAUGGAGGAGCCAGGAAUCCAGAAUGAACCUUGGGAAUGUCUUGUCGAUGCCUUGUCCAUUACAGUCACAGAGUUUCUGAUAUUUGUAUUUUAAGAUCCCUAAAGACAUUGGCAGUGUUAUGCUACAAAUUAGGGAGAUGAUUGUGCAAUUAAAUGACUGCUGAACACUUGUAUUUA
Messenger RNA from Passer domesticus (house sparrow), 1829 nucleotides. RefSeq names its product adaptor related protein complex 1 subunit mu 1 (gene AP1M1). The transcript is spliced from 12 exons. Gene Ontology annotation, biological process: vesicle-mediated transport; intracellular protein transport. Gene Ontology annotation, cellular component: clathrin-coated vesicle; clathrin adaptor complex. NCBI's taxonomy places the organism in Eukaryota, Metazoa, Chordata, Aves, Passeriformes, Passeridae. The coding region runs from base 115 to 1386 and encodes 423 amino acids. Gene Ontology annotation, molecular function: clathrin-cargo adaptor activity. The record is from RefSeq and is a predicted model, not a curated record.